AUGCUCACCAAGGAGCUUGGAACCCCAGUGGCUACUCCUGAGAAGCGUGUUAAGAGUGAAAACCGCGAUAUAGAGAUGAUCACAUUGUCACCAGUCGCCGGCCACAAACGACGCUUUAUCAGCACCUUCGGCCCGGCUCCAUACUUCAUUGGGGAUCCCCAGCCCGCUCCGGAAACCCACGACCAAGUACUGCACAGCCACGGUAUAAAGAGUGAAUAA
Messenger RNA from Aspergillus chevalieri, 219 nucleotides. RefSeq lists its product as uncharacterized. Lineage: Eukaryota; Fungi; Ascomycota; Eurotiomycetes; Eurotiales; Aspergillaceae. The coding region runs from base 1 to 219 and encodes 72 amino acids. The record is from RefSeq and is a predicted model, not a curated record. The transcript is spliced from 2 exons.